Siniperca chuatsi (mandarin fish) is the source of this 2659-nucleotide messenger RNA. It is a transcript of the gene ivd, whose product is annotated as isovaleryl-CoA dehydrogenase. Gene Ontology annotation, biological process: L-leucine catabolic process. Lineage: Eukaryota; Metazoa; Chordata; Actinopteri; Centrarchiformes; Sinipercidae. The record is from RefSeq and is a predicted model, not a curated record. The coding region runs from base 167 to 1420 and encodes 417 amino acids. The transcript is spliced from 12 exons. Gene Ontology annotation, cellular component: mitochondrion. Gene Ontology annotation, molecular function: 3-methylbutanoyl-CoA dehydrogenase activity; flavin adenine dinucleotide binding.
ACCAAGGAAGAAGAAAAGAGGUUUGUGGUAAUGGGAAAUAGAGUCAGAGGGAGACUUUUGGUUUUCUGUCUGCUGAAGGGCAGCUAGCCCAGGGCCUGACAAUCAUCCACUGCAUCAGCUUUAGGCUUAUUUCUCUCCUUUUACCUGUCGGUCUGCAAGCAACACUAUGUUUGCCAUCAGAAACGCUCUCCGCCUCGGGUCCAGGUUAUCCAUCCCCGCGGUGGCGAGGAGAGGAUGCUCCGGGGCCUCCAUCCCGGUGGACGAUGUGGUGAACGGACUCACCGACGAGCAGAUUCAGCUCAGGCAGACGGUUCGUAAAUUCUAUGCAGAAAAGCUUGCACCUUAUGCCGAUGAGAUCGACAAGAAGAAUGAAUUUCCAGGAAUGCGGGAGUUUUGGAAAGAAAUGGGGGAGAUGGGACUCCUUGGGAUCACUGCUCCAGUGGAAUAUGGGGGCACAGGGUUGGGCUACCUUGAUCAUGUCAUUGUGAUGGAGGAAAUGUCACGAGUGUCGGCAGCCAUUGCUCUCAGUUACGGCGCCCACUCCAACCUCUGUGUAAACCAGAUGGUACGCCACGCCAACGAGAAACAGAAGGAGAAGUACAUGCCAAAGUUAAUGACAGGAGAGCAUGUAGGAGCCCUGGCCAUGAGCGAACCCAAUGCUGGCUCUGAUGUCGUAGCCAUGAAACUCAAAGCCAAGAAGCAAGGUGACUACUAUGUUCUGAAUGGCAACAAGUUCUGGAUCACAAAUGGGCCAGAUGCCGACGUCCUUAUUGUUUAUGCAAAGACAGAUCCUGAGGCCCAUCAAAGAGGCAUCACAGCUUUCAUAGUUGAAAAGGGAAUGCCAGGAUUCUCUACAGCACAGAAGCUCGACAAACUGGGCAUGAGGGGAUCCAACACCUGCGAGCUGAUCUUUGAAGACUGCAAAAUCCCAGAGGAGAACAUCCUUGGUCCGUUGAACAAAGGUGUUUACGUGAUGAUGAGCGGCUUAGAUCUGGAGAGGCUGGUGCUUGCAUCAGGACCUGUUGGCAUCAUGCAGGCAGUUGUGGACUUCUCUGUUCCCUACCUACACGUCAGAGAAGCUUUCGGACAGAAGAUUGGACACUUUCAGCUGAUGCAAGGCAAGAUGGCCGACAUGUACACCAGGCUGAGCUCCUGUCGGCAGUAUCUGUACAACGUUGCCCGGGCUUGUGACAAAGGACACUUCAGUUCAAUGGACUGUGCUGGAGUGAUCCUCUAUUGUGCGGAGAACAGCACCCAGGUUGCGUUGGAUGGCAUUCAGUGUUUGGGCGGUAAUGGCUACAUCAACGACUACCCCAUGGGGCGAUACUUGCGUGAUGCAAAGCUGUACGAAAUCGGCGCAGGCACAAGUGAAAUUCGCCGGCUCAUCAUUGGACGAGCCUUCAACUCCAUGUUCAAAUAAUCAGAACUGAGAAAUGGCAAUCGCUAAAGACUGUACGAGCGGUUUGCUGUGGAUAAACAGUUACUCACACCCAGGGCCUUAUACUGUAUGAACUGUUGCUGAUGUUGUCAGAUUAUCACGUGUCAGAAUCAUUCUCACCUGCCAUUUUAAUUCAUAUAUAAACAAACUUUACUGAAAUUACUCAGUUGACUGUGAUGUUACAUGCUCACACAAAUGAAAUGUUGAUUUAGUAUGUUAAGUUGCCUUGAUGUCAUUUUGUUUUCAUAUUAGUCUAAUUAGAGUUACAUUGAUUUGAUAUCCACUGAAAUGCCAAAAAAAGCAAUAAAAUAAGUAUUUAACCUUUAUAAAUAAGCAGUAUCGCAGAUUUUCCUCCUAUGUGAUGAAAUUAAAUUAGUUUUUGGUAAUGUUAAAUGCAGUUGUGAACCAGUCAAUCAUUCUUUCAUUUUAUCAUUGUGUUAUAGUUUAUUUAGGCCCCGUGAUGUGAUGAAGGUUGACUUUUGUGUUGUCUUGAACACUCUGACCAGAGCUCCAAAACUACUGCUGCCAAGAGUUUUGGCAUCAACAUUGUGAUGGCCGCUGUUUAGUUUCUCCUUCAACAAACCACGUUGGCGUCUCAAGGAUAUAUAAGAAUGAAUGAAUGAAUUCUGAAUUCAUUAAUGUGCACAUGCGCCAGCCUGCAUGCUGCCUGUUGUCGUAGCUCCGUCUAGUGUAUUGUAUUUUUUGCUAGUAACAAAAGAGUUUCCCCCGGGGAUCAAUAAAAUAUUAUAUAAGAUAAGCUGAUGUAUUUGAAGCUAAUGGCUGAGCCGAUGAGGGGCUCCGAGCUCCGGGACAGUUUGACAGGCCACUGUUGCUUCGAUAAAACCUGAGAACAUUCGGUAAUGACUGUCUCUAACCUUAACAGUGAAUAUCACUAUAGUUGAUUACAAAAAAAUCAUGACUUUGAUCAUUCAUUGUUUAGUUUUUUUUGCAAACGGAUAACUGUUUCUGAUCAAUAAGGAAAAACAGCUGAUGUCUGAGGAUUCUGUUGUAGAGAAUGAGCAUUAGAAAACCACUGAUUCAUUUUUGGGAGCCAACGUAUUCCACUGUUGUGUCUGUACAGUCUGACUGGAGAGACCCUCCUAAAGAUUUGUUUGUCUUCUCUUCUCCAGAGGACUAUUGGUGUCAGAAUAUACAUGUACACUGUGAAAAUGUAUGAAAUAUAGUAGUUUGCAGUAAAAAAAAAAAAAAUAUUGACUUGAA